Molecule: messenger RNA, 576 nt
Organism: Aspergillus japonicus CBS 114.51
Lineage: Eukaryota; Fungi; Ascomycota; Eurotiomycetes; Eurotiales; Aspergillaceae
Exons: 4
Coding region: 1-576 (191 amino acids)
Source: RefSeq, a predicted model, not a curated record
AUGAAGGUCGCCGAUCCGGACACCAAUGACGUUGUCCCUUCCCAGUGUAUGGGCAACCGCCCUUCUCAAACCGAAGACACUAGGCGUCUGAAACGAGUGCCAUCAGGGCCUAGGCGUUCCAGGUGGAAACCUCCAAGAGACGAUUGGGCCGGUCAUCUUGUUUCUCGAGUCCUUCGAGAAGCAAGACAUACGAUACUGGAAGCUGUGAACAUAAUUACCGUGUGGUCUGGGGGCGCUGGCGUAUUUAGCGAAAAGCCCGUGAACGUGUGGAAAGCCCUACGUGGGACGGUUCCCAAGUCAGUGAUGCCUUGCUGCACCUCCACAAGCAACGUCAAGUCAGACGGCGCGCGGCCAUCCUGGCAUCAUCCGGUUGGCUGUGGCACUGGAGUCUUGCAUGCAUUCGCCCACUCCGGGCAUUUAUCUACCAUAGCGUUGUUUGCCAUUCCUUCCGCUGCUCCGGAUUCGACAUGGGGCUUGGCCAUAUCGAGGCUCGGUAUGCCCGGGCUACCGACGAUACUUGACUCUGCCACUCCCAGCCGGGUGAUGCCGGCCAUGCCACUAGCUCUGAGCCCUUAG